Lentinula edodes (shiitake mushroom) is the source of this 1598-nucleotide messenger RNA. RefSeq lists its product as uncharacterized. Bases 139 to 1551 code for a protein of 470 amino acids. The transcript is spliced from 7 exons. Lineage: Eukaryota; Fungi; Basidiomycota; Agaricomycetes; Agaricales; Omphalotaceae. The record is from RefSeq and is a predicted model, not a curated record.
CUUAAGUACCCCAAGUUGCCAACUCGCCCCGACGGAGUAAGUGCCCUGCGGAGACUCUGUGUUUCAAAGAUAAGUUGACGCAAGGCAAGGCAAUCUGGCUUUGCCCAUCCUAUCAGCCUCUCUCCUCCUCCUACUUAGAUGUCGCCGACCACACAGCAUGGAAAUCCACUCCCGGAUUACAGUGCCUCAGCUCCACCUCCGGGUUACUCUGCUCAAGUCACCGAUGGCGAAGAGCUUCUCGCAGCGACACAUACACCCCUAUCAUCCAGGCGCACCGGUUCAUACUCGCGGAGUUGGGAUCAUGGCAUUGGUAUUCGAGUGGUUUUGCAUGAACUAAAUGAAGAUGUUGGCAGUCAGAUGCCAGUCUAUCAUCAGCGAGGCUUGAUUUGCGGGACGAUAUACCAGGAGAACCCUAGGAAUACGUUGCAAGUCUUUUUGAAGAUCGAAGGCAAACUCAAGCUCAGUGUAUUUGGAAAUAAUCCUCAUACGAGCACCAUCAAAGUGGUUGACGAGUGUUAUGAACUGUGGUCUAAAUCGCGUUCGCAAGCCGGAACUUCCACGAUUCCUAAUGAGAUUGCCUUUUCUUCAGUACUGCCGACAACCUUCCGAGACGGGGACCGUGACGUUUCAGUUCCCCCAUCUCAUGAGAUAUCGUUACCAGGGCUCCCUGGACUCUACUCGCAAUGUACAUACGCAGUGAAGAUCCUGUUGGUCACACGAAGCCCGUUAUGGAACAAAACAAAAACGUUCACAAUUCCUUUCAAAUACCGCCCUCGAAGUCGACCUCCGGUACCUCUUCUCACACACGACGGAAUUCGACCUGGUUGCCCCAUAUUUCAUGCCACUAUCAAACGCGCACCCGAGGUGUGGUUCGAAACGCUUUCAAUCUUGCGGUGUAAACCUGCGUCAGGGUUAGCGCCUGUCGAAGUCCAAUUAUUCAUGCCCUCCGGACGAACAUUCGGACUUGCCGAUGAGAUUCCUUUUCACAUCCAGCUCACUGGGACCGCAUCUUCCAUUCAAACGCUGUACAGACUUCUGUCUCCUCUGAGUGCAUCGUCAGAAUUUCGCGCACUGACUCCAACUCUCACCAAUCAGUCCACCCGAGAUUCGAUCAAUAGCAAAUAUUCGGUGAAGGAAAACGAUGACCGUAACUUCGUUUUCUUCAGCGUUACGCUCAUUCGCCAGGUCUGCGUCGAAGUGAAAGACCAAGCCGUAUGGAAGAGUUUUAGUAUCGGGAAAGGAAUAAUACAUCCUAUUCCUCCACCGUUUGAGCUUGCUGUCCUGGCGGACGAUGCCUUUUUACCUCCACAUUCUGCGGAUCAUACAGAGAAGAUUGUGAACCUCGACGCAGCGGGUGAGAUUCAGUGCCAACCCGACGUUGAUAUCGGGCAUUUCAAUGGUGGCAAAGUUCAAGUUAAGGAUUUUUUGGUUUUGCAAAUUGCACCCUUCAAGAAAAGCGACAAUGCUCGUUCACCGUUUUUUCCUCUCAAAAUGCCAGUUCCUGUAUUUAUAGUUACAGAUAGCUGGAGUGAGCAUCCUAUGGUUGUCUAAUAUCAACAGUCAACUAUUUAAUAGUCUUAAUUAAGGUUUAAUGUUAC